AUGGGGAAACUGAAGGGCAGCCGCGGGCAGCGGGAGACGCUCAAGUUCGAAGAUGGUUCUUCCAAAAGCCUUGGGAUAUGUGGCUGGAUCCUAGUUGUAGUUUCGUUCAUACUAGUGGUCAUCACUUUUCCUAUUUCCGUUUGGUUUUGCAUAAAGAUUGUCAAGGAAUAUGAGCGUGCCAUCAUCUUUAGACUCGGACGCAUCCUAAAAGGAGGUGCAAAAGGGCCAGGGCUGUUUUUUGUCUUGCCUUGUACGGACAACAUAAUCAAUGUGGACAUGAGAACAAUCUCAUUUGAUAUUCCACCACAGGAAAUUCUCACCAAAGAUUCAGUGACGGUGAACGUGGAUGGGGUGGUCUACUACCGAGUCCAGAAUGCGACCCUCGCGGUAGCAAACAUCACCAAUGCAGACUCAGCUACUCGGCUCUUGGCUCAAACUACUCUCAGGAAUGUUCUGGGGACCAAAAAUCUUUCUCAGAUUCUCUCCGACCGAGAGGAAAUUGCACACAGCAUGCAGGCCACCCUAGACGAUGCCACGGAUGACUGGGGCAUAAAAGUGGAGCGGGUAGAGAUCAAGGAUGUGAAAUUACCCGUCCAGCUUCAAAGAGCCAUGGCUGCUGAAGCAGAAGCUGCCCGGGAAGCCAGGGCAAAGGUCAUCGCUGCAGAGGGUGAAAUGAAUGCUUCCCGGGCCCUGAAGGAAGCCUCGAUUGUCAUUGCAGAGUCUCCCGCUGCCCUCCAACUCCGCUACCUGCAGACUUUAACCACCAUUGCAGCUGAGAAGAACUCCACAAUUGUCUUCCCCCUGCCCAUAGACCUGGUGCAAGGGAUUAUGGCAAUGAGACACUAACCAAUGAAGCAACAUUGAGGAAGAGAGAGGGGCUCCCGGGUGGAAAGCUAGAUUAAAAGCAAAAGUCAGCGUUGGCUAGGAGAGCAACUGAAUCCAUGUAGAGAUGACAGGUAUUUUGUGUCAGCUGGGCCCCCUUCGUCGUCCCUCUGAAUAAAUGUAGAAACCCAGUUUUGCUUCCCCCCAUUUUCUUCUUUAAAGAGAGAUUUCCAAGUGCCUUGCGUCUCUUAGACCUUUGGAGGGAGAAUUGCUCAGAUCUUGGCCUUUUCUUUUUAAAACAAAAUACCUUCUUUGCCUUCUCUCAUGGGAAACAGCUUCCCAUAUGAGAAGUCAGGUGGAACUUUCCAUAGCGGCCUUGUUGUCAGAGACUGUAAUGAACGAACACAUUGUAGUUAUGGAGAUAAUAUGUGUGUAGCUUCUGCAUUCAGGUUACGUGCGUGUGUCUCUUUUCCUUGGAUGUCAACUUCAUUCAUUGCCUCUAUCUGGUUUGCUAUGUACAUUUUUUUUAUAAGAACAGAGAUACACUUUUUUAACCAUUUUUUAAAGACAACUCUCCAUUUCCUGAUCUUGUUUUGUUUUUUUCAGAAAAAUAAAACCCCAAAGAAGGUGGUCUUAUUUGUCAGAAACAAUACUGGUGCCUUUGAGUCUUUAACUGAUUUUAGAUUUAUUGUUUCCUGAUGGCUAAGAAGCUCGAUGUUUAUUUUAAGAUGUCUGCGAUCAGCUGCGUGGUAAUAUAUUUACCUGAAAGGAAGUUUGGUUGAAAAUUAUGGCCUUCCCAAAGUUUAGACAGGCUGUCUCUACUAUCGCAUUUCAGGAAAUCUGAAAUAAUUCAUUUUAAAGGCAAAUAAACCCCACAGGCUUCCUUUCAAGUAAGUACAAUAUUUGCAUUAAAUCUCAGCUUUUUGCACAUAUGCAACACUGAUGUUUAGCCCGACGUUUCUGUAUAUUUGCAUUAUGCAUUUUGUAAACUUAGUAUCUGGUCGGAAUCAGUAACUGUCACCGAAUAGCAUUGUGGCUAACUGUAACUAUUGUAUUCAGCACUGUGUGUUAGUUUUAAUAGCAGGAAAAUAGGGUUGGGGUCCAGUUAGUAAAGUCAGAGGCCUGUCAGAUGAAAACCGCAGGCCUUCCAGUUGUCUGAACUAACGAUCUUCUGUUGAAACCUCACGGUCCUCGUUCAUAUUCUCAGAACCCUGCCACUUUAAUUUCAUGCUCAUUUUAGUUCAGCACGCAAUUACAGAAUUGGAAUGAAUGUGUCCUCCCUGAGGGCAGGGGAGAAGCACCCCAAAGAACCAAAGUUCUUUAAAGUCUAUCUACCCAAAGUGCUCUUAAUAUCAUGUAGGGGGGAAAAAGUGUCAAUGAAAAGGUGUCUGAAUUCUAAAGUGUCCUUGUUCAAGAGCUGAAGUUCCAAUAAAUGUUUCUUUUAAUGUG
Python bivittatus (Burmese python) is the source of this 2271-nucleotide messenger RNA. Its product is annotated as stomatin. The record is from RefSeq and is a predicted model, not a curated record. Lineage: Eukaryota; Metazoa; Chordata; Lepidosauria; Squamata; Pythonidae. Gene Ontology annotation, cellular component: plasma membrane.